Molecule: messenger RNA, 396 nt
Organism: Triticum turgidum subsp. durum (durum wheat)
Lineage: Eukaryota; Viridiplantae; Streptophyta; Magnoliopsida; Poales; Poaceae
Source: the annotation of a GenBank genome assembly
AUGACGGGGGGGAAGACGGCGGCGGCGACGGCGGCGAGGUGGGCGGAGGGGUACCCGUGGAAGGAGAAGCUGGCCAAGUACAAGGGGGAGCUGAGCAAGGGGGUGUGGGGGUACUGGGAGCUGGGCGCCUGGAAGCCGCUGGGGAUCAGCGGCCGGCAGCGCGCGCGGCUCCGCAAGGAGGUGCUCCUCGCCGGCGAGGACUGGACCUACGACCCGCCCCGCGGCGAGAUGCGCACCAAGCGCAAGGGUCACAAGGUCGACCGCAUCGCCGCCGAGAAGCGUGCCAACACCGUUGAGCUGAUGAAGAAGAUGCCCCAGAUGCUCCUCGACUACAAGAAACGUAGAUGGGAUAAAAAGAUGAAAGAGGAGGAGGCGGCGGCAGCAAAGGCUACUUAG